This is a messenger RNA of Coregonus clupeaformis (lake whitefish), 1098 nucleotides long. RefSeq names its product prisilkin-39-like. The transcript has 3 exons. The record is from RefSeq and is a predicted model, not a curated record. Bases 1 to 1098 code for a protein of 365 amino acids. NCBI's taxonomy places the organism in Eukaryota, Metazoa, Chordata, Actinopteri, Salmoniformes, Salmonidae.
AUGGUAGCCAUAGGUAACUCCACCUAUGGCUAUGGUAACACCUGCUAUGGUAACACCACCUAUGGUAACAAUACCUGUGGCUAUGGUAACACCUCCUGUGGCUAUGGUAACACCUCCUGUGGCUAUGGUAACACCUCCUGUGGCUAUGGUAAAACCUCAAGUGGCUAUGGUAACACCUCCUAUGGCUAUGGUAACACCACAUAUGUCUAUGGUAACACCUGCUAUGGUAACACCACCUAUGGUAGCACCUCCUAUGUCUAUGGUAACACCUCCUAUGGUAACACCUUCCAUGGUAACACCUCCUGUGUCUAUGGUAACACCUCAAGUGGCUAUGGUAACACCUCCAAUGGCAAUGGUAACUCCACCUAUGGCUUAGGUAACACUUGCUAUGUUAACACCACCGAUGGCUAUAGUAACACCUCCUGUGGCUAUGGUAACACCUCUUAUGGCUAUGUUAACACCACAUAUGGUAACACCUCCUAUGGCUAUUGUAACACCUCCUAUGGCUAUCGUAACACCUCCCAUGGUAACACCACCUAUGGCUAUGGAAACACCUCCUAUGGCUAUGCUAUUGUAACACCUCCUAUGGCUAUGGUAACCACCUAUGGUAACACCUCCUAUGGCUAUGGUAACACCUCCUAUGGCUAUGGUAACUCCACCUAUGGCUAUGUUAACACAUGCUAUGGUAACACCACCUAUGGUAACAACACUUUUGGCUAUGGUAACACCUCCUGUGGCUAUGGUAUCAUCUCCUGUGGCUAUGGUAACACCACCUGUGGCUAUGGUAGCACCUCCUAUGGUAACACCACCUAUGUCUAUGGCAACACCUCCUAUGGCUAUGGUAACACCUCCUAUGGCUAUGGUAACACCACCUAUGUCUAUGGCAACACCUCCUAUGGCUAUGGUAACUCCACCUAUGGCUAUGGUAACACCUGCUAUGGUAACACCACCUAUGGUAACAAUACCUCUGGCUAUGGUAACACCUCCUGUGGCUAUGGUAACACCUCAAGUGGCUAUGGUAACACCACAUAUGGCAAUGGUAACACCUGCUAUGGUAACACCACCUAUGGUAGCACCUCCUAUCACCUCCUAUGGUAA